UCGGUGGCUGCCGCCAGCGAUCCAGCGUGCAGAGCGCACCCGCCGGCCCGGCGCAGACACGGCAGCGAGGGGUGCGCUCAUGGAGCACACGCUCAUGGAGCACACGCACGUCCGCUUCGCAGCCAACAGCUCGCUGUCCUGGUCCCCCAGCGCGGCCUGCGGCUUGGGCUUCGUGCCCGUGGUCUACUACAGCCUCCUGCUGUGCCUCGGUUUACCAGCGAACAUCCUGACCGUGAUCGUCCUCUCCCAGCUGGUGGCCAGGAGGCAGAAGUCCUCCUACAACUACCUCUUGGCCCUCGCUGCUGCCGACAUCCUGGUCCUCUUCUUCAUCGUGUUUGUGGACUUCCUCCUGGAAGACUUCAUCCUGAACAUGCAGCUGCCUCAGGUGCCCAACAAGAUCGUCGAAGUGCUGGAGUUCUCCUCCAUCCACACCUCCACCUGGAUCACCGUGCCGCUGACCAUCGACCGCUACAUCGCCGUCUGCCACCCGCUCAGGUACCACACGGUGUCCUACCCCGCCCGCACCCGGAAGGUCAUUGUCAGCGUCUACCUCACCUGCUUCCUGACCAGCAUCCCCUACUACUGGUGGCCCAAUAUCUGGACUGAAGACUACAUCAGCACCUCCCUGCAUCAUGUCCUCAUCUGGGUCCACUGCUUCACUGUGUACCUGGUGCCCUGCUCCAUCUUCUUCGUCUUGAACUCAAUCAUCGUGUACAAGCUCAGGAGGAAAAGCAACUUCCGCCUGCGCGGCUACUCCACGGGAAAGACCACGGCCAUCCUGUUCACCAUCACCUCCAUCUUCGCCACGCUCUGGGCGCCCCGCAUCGCCAUGAUCCUCUACCACCUGUACGGGGCGCCCAUCGAGAACCGCCGGCUGGUGCACGUCGUGUCCGACGUGGCCAACAUGCUGGCCCUGCUCAACACGGCCAUCAACUUCUUCCUCUACUGCUUCAUCAGCAAGCGUUUCCGCACCAUGGCGGCUGCGACGCUGAAGGCCUUCUUCAAGUGCCAGAAGCAGCCGGUACAGUUCCACCCCAACCACAACUUUUCCAUCACCAGUAGCCCCUGGAUCUCUCCAGCCAACUCACACUGUAUCAAGAUGCUGGUGUACCAGUACGACAAAGAUGGAAAACCUAUUAAAGCGUCCCCGUGA
This is a messenger RNA of Molossus molossus (Pallas's mastiff bat), 1153 nucleotides long. RefSeq names its product G protein-coupled receptor 139 (gene GPR139). The transcript is spliced from 2 exons. Gene Ontology annotation, biological process: G protein-coupled receptor signaling pathway. Gene Ontology annotation, molecular function: neuropeptide receptor activity. Bases 80 to 1153 code for a protein of 357 amino acids. Gene Ontology annotation, cellular component: membrane. The record is from RefSeq and is a predicted model, not a curated record. Lineage: Eukaryota; Metazoa; Chordata; Mammalia; Chiroptera; Molossidae.